Molecule: messenger RNA, 1318 nt
Organism: Didymodactylos carnosus
Lineage: Eukaryota; Metazoa; Rotifera; Eurotatoria; Philodinida; Philodinidae
Source: the annotation of a GenBank genome assembly
GUGAUUUAUCUCUAACUACUGCAUUUUUGUUUGUGAAAAUUAGGUUCAGUUCUUCAUUCGUCUUGAAUAUGAACAAAGAUUUACAAGGGAAACUCCACAGAUGCCACUUCUCUUUUCAUCUGAUGUUUUGCCGUGAGUGUCAGAGUGUUGAUAAGGAAAGCAAUCGACAGACGGUAUUUCUUUAUGACCAGGGAGCGUAGAUCAGAUCAUUUCUCACCCAUCAAACACAAGAUAUUCUGAACAAAUCAUAUACCAGACUGCAGAUAAGAUUUUACUCUUCUGAAUGGUCUAUAAAAAGCUUUAUUUUAUUAUUACUUUUAUAACAUUUUCAACGAGCAGAAAAAGAAUUUUUCCAAAUGCUGUCCCAAAACAUUCUUGACGUCCUAAAUUUGACGAUUUCAGUUUUUCAACGCAGUAUUUGAGAAGACUUAUGGUCGGAAAUAAUAAUAAUAAAUUUGUGCGUUACAACAUGUCUUUAAGAUGUUGUAAACAAAAUCAGAUUUUAAACUGCCUCAACUCGUACCUAAACUUUAUACCUCAAACUUCCAUUUCCUUCGGAAAUCGGACAUGUCCCUGGAAGUUUCCACCAUACAUUGCCUACAUAAAUGACGACGAUCAGGUGUCGAAGAAAGCACUAUUCCAGUAACUACGGUAAUUCAAUUGUACAACUCUUGUCAAUACAAUCGUUUCUAUGUAUUUUCUUUUAGAGAUUAUAUGUGCAGAGGAGAAGAAGAACAAGAGAAUUUUCCAUACUAGCCGUUUUUCCCAGCGAUAUGUUGAUGGAUAAGAACGACAAUAUGACUCAAGAAGAUGUACACUAGGAAAUAUACGUUCUCUUUUCUAAUUGCAAUAAUUACUUGAUAGCGGAAUUUUCCCCAAUCGAACUAUACUGCCUUAUAUAGACAAGAGCUUCAUCAUAACCAUCAUGCUAAUAAACAUAUCAUGCCUCCAAGUAAGAAAUUUGAACGUUUUCUUAGUCAACCUGAUAGUAAUGGUAAACGAAUUAAACUUUCUCGAUCAAAUUCAUUGCAACAUGUCACUCCUUGUGGAAAAAUUGCUAUUAUUGGCGUUGGAUCGCGUGGUUUAAGUAUUCUAGAGCGUCUGACAGCCAUUUAUGAUGAACAACCUCGUUAUUAUGAAUUGGAUAUUUAUUUAAUUAAUCCUGGACGGUAUCAUGGUCAAGGUGUUCACUCGUCAGAACAAAGUGACAAUUUAUUAAUUAACACAGUAGCAUGUCAAGUGACUAUGUUUGGUGAUGAAUCAGUGCUCAAUUGUGGACCAAUGAGAAAGGGGCCAUCACUGUUUGAAUGGGCUAAAA